Messenger RNA from Motacilla alba alba, 2039 nucleotides. It is a transcript of the gene LGALS2, whose product is annotated as galectin 2. The coding region runs from base 1549 to 1995 and encodes 148 amino acids. Gene Ontology annotation, molecular function: carbohydrate binding. Lineage: Eukaryota; Metazoa; Chordata; Aves; Passeriformes; Motacillidae. The record is from RefSeq and is a predicted model, not a curated record. The transcript is spliced from 4 exons.
AUAAGAUUAAUUUUGUAAAACAAAGUCGGCAUUGUUAAACUAGCAUUUAGUCUCCUUUUCACCUUAAUUUGGGCAGAUGACUUCAACAGUGAAUUGUAACAUUUUAAUUGGCAUCACCAUUUUCUGGCCCAAAGUGCCGUUCAACAGUUCUGAACUUUUACUGUUCUUCUCACCUCGUGGGAGAUUGACCCUCUGAGGGAGACUGACAAGCCUUUACUGUUACUUUUACUGUCCCUCUGUGGGUGACAGCUUUCUCCUCAUUUAACGUGGAGAAAUUUAACGAAAUUUAACCUGGGCCUGGUGUGCCCAGGUUGUCUCCCUCUGAGGGAGACCGAAGGAAAAAUGGUUUUCAAGGGUGACCAGUGUAAAGCUGAAGUUUUACUUUCUCCUAGAGAAGUUUGAUAGUUGCCUCUCUCCUCCAGGGUUGGAAUGGGCAUAAUCUAAUUGUGAUAAUGUACAGGCAAUAGCUGACCACAUUACUAGUUUGCAGGUCGAAUGAAAAAUGGGAUGAGGAAAAGGUAGGUUGCCCAUGAAAGGUAAGAAGAUAAGUUAUUUGGGCAGUUUUGGGAGGUUGUUUAUCUUGCAUGCAAAAAUCAAAAGCUCCCUGCCACCUGGAAAGGGUUGCAGAUAUAAAAUUUAUGAGUUUGAAGUCAGAAAAUGAGGUUCUUAGAACAGCAUUGUCUUUUGAGAAAGGGGCACAGGAGAAAUUGUCUUUUAAAUAAAAAUGAGCAAUUAGAGAAACUACUGAAGCUGAAAUAUGAAAAAAACAAAUGCAGUAAAAUCUAGGUAAAUUACUUUAUAAAAUCUCACAUGAAUCAUCCUCUAAUUCAGUCCAGCACAUCUGUGGGGUGGUAUAUUGUGAGGAUCUUGAAACACGGGAUGGGGACAUUUGGUACAAUGAUGAUGAUUUAGAGGCAGACUCUCACCCUACCCCAAAAGCAGUAAAAGUUCAGCCUUUAAUUGAAACUGAAACUAUGGUUGAGGGACGUGGACAAAACCCACACUACUGUUCCUUGCAGAGUAAGAUACAUUGCUGGAAGAACAGUCUAGGUGUUCAGGGGAAUACGAAACUGAAUACAAGUUUCCCUUAUGGACAGAGAUCAGAUCUUGCUGAGUGAGGAAGAGGCAGAAAGAUUCUGGUGACAUUGAGUAUUUUUAACUAGUACCCCAGGUAACCAUAACUACUCAUUGACUACCUGAGCUGCCUACUGGGCUGGGGACAUAGACCCACAGGACACAGGAAAGCCUGCUGCUGUUUAAAGCAACAGGAUUCUCAGAUCUGGCAGCCUCUGUGCAAAGGCAGUGUGUAUUUAAGCAAUGUAUGAAAGACAUCAGUGAAGGCGAGUCCUGACGGUAGCUUCUGUCAACCCAGCCCUAUUAACUCCUCCCCUUCGUGGCCCUCCAGAUAGGCUGAAAAUGUCUGUAUCAAAUGCCCAAUUCACAUACAAAUAGAUGGCACCAUGAUUAUUACUGCAGCAGUGGUACAACCACCUAUAGACCAAAUUCACAUACCUACCUGGUAUGAAUUCUCCCAGGAAAUAGGGAGAUAUGAGUGCCAUAUGGGACGGGUUGGAGCAACCUCUGGGAAGCCACCUGAACCCCCUGGGAAAUAUUGAAAUCUUAAACCUGAAUAUGAAGCCUGGGAACAUCCUGAAGGUGAAGGGCAAAAUAUCUGCUGAUACUGUUGGCUUCAGCAUCAAUCUUGGCUGUAGCUCAAGAGAUCUGGCACUUCACUUCAAUCCCCGCUUCAAUGAAUCUGUCAUAGUCUGUAACUCCAAGUGCUCCGAUUCCUGGCAGACAGAACAUCGUGACCGCCACAUGCCUUUCUUCAGGGGCUGCACUGUCAAGUUCUUCAUUGAAAUGCUGUCAGACAAAUUCCGUGUGAAACUGCCGGAUGGUCACGAAGUGUGCUUCCCCAACCGGCAUGGCUACCGCAAUAUCAACUACGUAAGCAUCGUGGGAGGCCUGAAGAUCAUCUCCUUCAAGCUGAGCUGAUGGGCAGUGCUUCCUAGCUCUAAUAAAAAACCAAGCCAGUGGAA